This is a messenger RNA of Bacidia gigantensis, 1887 nucleotides long. RefSeq lists its product as uncharacterized. The transcript is spliced from 2 exons. Lineage: Eukaryota; Fungi; Ascomycota; Lecanoromycetes; Lecanorales; Ramalinaceae. Gene Ontology annotation, molecular function: protein tyrosine phosphatase activity. The coding region runs from base 1 to 1887 and encodes 628 amino acids. Gene Ontology annotation, biological process: protein dephosphorylation. The record is from RefSeq and is a predicted model, not a curated record.
AUGCCUGCCUCGACCGACCUAAAACAGGCAAUCUCUUCGCCUCCUCAUGAUCGCCUAUCACCUCAACAGAGGCCCGAGCUUUCGAAAAUUAAGGAUUUCUCUGCCUCUAAGGGUGGUUCGGAGUUGCCAGCCCUAGUCACUCCGGAAGAUUUCUCCCAGCUUUUAUCGUCUCAUCAGCCCCAUGACUCGCUCAUUCUCGAUCUCCGGUCAUUUGCACAAUUCUCAAAGUCACGAGUUUCCGGGGCUUUGAACUUGUGUAUUCCAACGACAUUGCUAAAGCGUCCCACGUACACUGUCCAGAAGCUGGCGGAGACCUUUGCCAGCAAGAAAAACGACAAGGCCAAAUUCAACUCUUGGAGAGACGCUCAGAUCAUAAUAGCCUAUGAUGGCGCAUCAGGGAACCUUGCACAAGCAGCCCCUUGUGUACACGUUCUCCAAAAGUUCAUGAAUGAGAAAUGGCCAGGAGCGACUUUUAUUGUGCAAGGCGGCUUUAAUGCCUUCGCUCAACAAUUUCCCGAACACGUCGAAACGAGGUUUGUGGGUGAGAUGGAUGGUAUCAACAAGACGAAGCUGUCAAUCGAUCCCUCAGCAGCUGUCUCUGGCGGCUGUAGCAUGCCUACAAAUCAAAAUCCUGUGAAUCCCUUUUUUGGCAGCAUUAGACAGAAUACCGACCUAAUAGAUGGCGUUGGUCAAAUACCACUGAAACGGCCGCCAAACUUCGCGGACGUCAGUUCACAAAAGCUGCCGACAUGGCUUCGGAAUGCAUCAAACCCUCAAGAUCAGGGCAAGACCGUUUCCAACCGAUUUUUAGCGAUCGAGAAAGCAGAACAGCAUCGCAUGCAGAAAGCCCUUUCCUUCGCAUCCUGGCAACCUCAAUCUAAGCAGUCCCCGGAGAACAUACGCCUAGCGGGUAUAGAAAAAGGAAGCAAGAACCGAUACAAGGAUAUCCUACCGUUUGACCAUUCGAGAGUCGUGCUUGAAAACCCGUCGGCUGAGUGCGACUACGUCAACGCAAGCCAUAUCAAGUCGCCAGAAUCUGGGCGUACACGCUACAUAGCCUUCCAAGCUCCGGUACCUUCGACGUUCGCCGACUUCUGGCACGUAAUCUGGGAGCAGGAUGUCAGACUAAUCGUCAUGCUGACUGCGGAGUCUGAAGGUGGUCAGACCAAAAGCCAUCCUUACUGGCAUUCAGGCGACUAUGGUCCUUUCCGACUAGACAAGCUGAACGAGGAGAUUCAGCCCCUUGUUCGACUGAAACGACCCAGCGCGCGCAGAACAACGACCUCACCGUCUGAACUGCAAUCUUCGCGUGGUAAACCACCUAUAAGUCGCAGGCACACGGCCUCUUUGAGCGUCAAUCAAGCCAUUCCACCCCCUACCCCAGAUUCCUCAUCAGAAAGUAUUCCCCGUGUUACGGUCCGGACUCUCAAAUUAUCUUAUAACAAAAAUCUACCUUCAACUCCUCACGACAUAAUACAGAUUCAGCUCACAACCUGGCCAGAUCUCGGCACGCCAGCACGUCCAAAGGAUAUUCUCGCCCUCGUCGAGUUAUGCCGCUCCUUCAAGCCUCAGCAACAAAAUCCAAAACCACAUCCGAUGGUAGUUCACUGCUCCGCAGGAUGUGGACGAACAGGCACUUUCUGUACUGUUGACAGCGUCAUCAGUACACUCAUGAAGCAAAAAUCGGAUCGGAACGCGAACAUCUCAGCCGCCAACGGGGCGGGCGUUGAUCGGAUGGAUUUGGACGAUCCGCUUAUGGAUGAGGAAAAGGACCUCAUAGCUGAGACGGUGGCGAGCUUACGACACCAACGCAUGAGCAUGGUUCAAACACUUAGGCAAUUUGUGCUUUGUUACGAAGCCAUCAUGGAGUGGUUCGUUGAUUCGUAA